CAUGCAUUGUUGUUGAAGAUUCAAACAAGAUACAACAGCUGAUUCGAACCAAAGAACAUCGCCAGAAAUGGCUAAAACGAAAUGGAAUCUGCUCUUCGCCACGUUUAUUUUGUCGUGUGUAUCACUAACUACUCUGAUAGUCUCGCUUUGUACACAGUAUUGGGUUACUUCGGAAGCUUACGAAAGCAGCGCAACUAAGAACAGUGAAAUAAACUACGGACUUUUCACUGGAUCGCUGACGCAGAACUUUCUCUCUAACCCGCGGUACUACGACCUAACACUCACUUGCCUGUAUCAAGAGUACGUUUGUGCAUUCAGUUGCCAAAAAAAUGAAGAAAACCGGACGGACGAAGUGUUAAAACUUUUAAAAGGAUUGCAUCCUGCAGAGUGCCCUGAUCGCAGUUCAAAGUUGUUAUCUAUUGGCAGUUCACCGAUUCCAAACACAUCCUUCCUAAGUAGGCAGACAUCAGUAUCAGUUUUCGAUCGCACCAACUUUAUCAACACUGGGCUUUGGGUUUCAACGGUUGUGUUCAUCGGAUUAGCAAUAGGUUUUGCAACAGCUUCGGCUAGCUUCUCUAUAAUCAACGUACUGUUCAAUCCAGUCGAACCGAUAUUUAAUGUAUUUGGAUUGUUCAUAUGGAACGGAGUGGCAAUCGGUGCUACCGCUCUUUGUAUGAUAAUGUGGGGAGCACUGUUUGCUGGAACUCUAAUCGAUAAUAUCGCAAUAACCGAUACGCUGACGUCACAGUUUCCUUACAGCUCGGCCGGAUUGGCCGCACUGGGCGUUUCAUACUGGGUAUUAUUCUUACCUAUUUUGAUGCAUGGACUUAAUGUGGGUCUUUUGUUAUGGCGCAGGUACAUCAUCAAUAAGGAGCCACUUCCUACGACGAUUGAUGUAGAUCGAUCGGAUUUAACCAUUAUUAUGUUUUGAAUAAAUGUAC
Messenger RNA from Anopheles maculipalpis, 941 nucleotides. RefSeq lists its product as uncharacterized. NCBI's taxonomy places the organism in Eukaryota, Metazoa, Arthropoda, Insecta, Diptera, Culicidae. The transcript has 3 exons. The record is from RefSeq and is a predicted model, not a curated record. The coding region runs from base 68 to 931 and encodes 287 amino acids.